AUGGCCGAGUCAGAAGAAGUCGUGGAACCGCUGCACCUUGAGCUAGAGGACCGCGAGGUUUAUCUUGCCAAGAUCCCGACUGCACUCGGUGCGUCGUGGAAGAAUGUGCAAGAGAGUGAGAUGAUGCUGGGAUCGAUUAAAUUGGAGAAGAAGAGCGUUCUUGGCCGUCGAAAGGGAAUGCUAACGGUGAAUCCGAGUACACUAGAGGAUGAGAUUCCGACUGAGUACCGUGUCGAGAUUAGCGAGACGCCAUUGAAGCUCAAGGUGUUUUCACUGGAUGGUUCCGGUCGUAUGGCUGUGGAAGGUACGGUAAAGAACAGCUGCACCAUUAUGGCUCAGCACAACGACCAGUACAACAAAAUGUGCAAGCAGAGGCUGAUCAAGUCUAUGGUCAAGACGAGAAUCGUUCAGCCGCUGGAGGACUUGCCCCGUGUAAAGAAGGCAAGGAUUCAGUUCACUAUUGACAAGCCUGAUCCAGACGCCGAGGAGGGUGACGAUGAUUCAAAGAUGCAGGACAGGUUGGACAAGAAGAUCAAGAUGAGCAAGGAUGAGCUAAAGAAUCUCGUGUUUCAUCACUUUGAGGAGCGCGAGUACUGGCCGCUUAAGGAGCUAAAUUAUCAUUGUCGUCAACCUGAGUCGUUCUUGAAGGAAGUGCUUAAGGAGAUUUGCGUGUACCACCGCAAGGGCCCCAACAAGAGCUGCUAUGAGCUGAAGCCUCAAUACAAGGACGGUGUCUCGUCGAACGCAUAA
This is a messenger RNA of Peronospora belbahrii, 750 nucleotides long. The record is from the annotation of a GenBank genome assembly. NCBI's taxonomy places the organism in Eukaryota, Oomycota, Peronosporomycetes, Peronosporales, Peronosporaceae.